UCAAAGGCGCGAUGUCAGUUGCCGGCUUUAUCUGUUUUGAAUUCUUCCACAUGUUUUAAGGUUAUAAUACCACCGGAGGAUAUUUUCAAUAAUGAUCAUUUGCAUUGUUUAUUAGUAUUUUGAGAGCUAUCGCAUUUUUUCAGAUACAAAAGCUGUGAUUUCUUCAAAAUAUCUACGAAAUCACAUCAAUAAUGAAUAAAACAGCGGAAGCGAACAAAACGAAUUGCAAGGAACUCUUAGUGCAACGAAUGUUUUUUGCCAUAGGUUCCAGUAUCAUUGUACACUUUAUUUUGAUGAGCGGUGUGAUUCUAGUCACCAAUUUAAAGAUAACGCAUCCACUGGAAUGGAUACAGAAUACUUGGAACGUCGUCACUUGUUUAAGAAUGUGGACCUAUUUUUUGGUAUUCUCUGUAGUCGUUUUUUUGCAAGGCAUAAUCUGCAGUAAAGACUAUAUGAAUCCAGUUGCCUAUACUUCUAGCCGAUUUGUAAAGUUUUGUCAUAUCUUUACACCUCACAACCUACUUGUUGGAGGACUUUACACAAUUUUGGGAGGUGUUCUCGCAUGGUUGCACUUGUCUGUGGAAGGAGGUAGAUAUGGAUCUCUUGUUAAGAGUUGUGAGAAGUUUCAAGGCUACUGCUUGGUUGAAGAGCAUUACUUUCUACUGCUGGAAGGAUUUUGGAUUGGUUUAUACUUUUUUACAAAUGCUAGCUAUAUGGGCUCCAGAAAUUUGCAGUUUUCCAUCAUACCUCAGUCAAAGUUAUCUCAAGUUAAGAGAGGAAUCCAGACUGUGAUUGCCAAUGCACUGCUAGAUGGUAUAUGGCCCAUGAUUUAUUUCCUUGGAUUUUACUCAGUUUUUGGACAGUAUUGCAGAAACCUAUUCACAUCACCCUUCUCUCUGUUGAUUGAGGAAAUGCCUCUUGACAAAAUCUCUAGGCUACUAAGCAUGUCUUUGAUAUUUUAUGCUUGGUUGCACGCUGUACUUUUCAUUCUCAUAAUACAAAGUAUGCACUUGUUAUUUCAAGCCUAUCUAACAGAAUGGAUCCCAUUUGAUAUCGAGGCUGUGCAGUUUAGUGAAAAGUCAAAAGUUUCAUUGACGGAUGCACUGACGAUGGAAAAGAUACCAGUUCUGCAACAAUUGGGAUAUUUAGAUCUUGUAACGAUUGCUCAAAAGGAUAGAUCUAGAAGAGCGCUGCUUUUUACAUUGAGUCAGCCUGGAGGUCACCCAUAUAAUUGGAAUAGUGUUGUUGAAAAAAGUCUAUCUCUAAUAAAGAAAUUCUCGGAUGGUUUGAAUUCUGCUAGCGUAACUCAAAAGGACCAGGUAGCUCCAAUAACAAAAAAUGUAUCAACAUUGACUGCUCAAGUAACAAAUAAACCUUACACAUAUCAAAUGAGAAGUCUUGUAUCACCGAAACCCGCUAGUGCUCCACCCGUCAUAGAUACUGUGGAAUGCCAACCAAUUGCAACUGAAAACUUUGUUUCACUGUAUUUUAAAAAUGUAAAAAAAAAUAUUAUAAACUAUCUCUUGUCAAAGAGGCUAAUCUCCUACGUGUUUGCUGAGCAAUUUGAAAAUAAAUUAAGGCAUGUGCUCAAUGAUGGGCAGUCUGUUAUUUGGGCAACAGAUGCAAUUUCUUCACUGGCUGCAGUCUCUUUGGAUGAAGAUCCAUAUGGAAUUGUACAAAAGGAUUUGCCUGAAAUAAUUGAAGUGCUGCUAAAACUCAAGCAGUCAUUAGAUAAAUUGCAAAAGAUGAACAUUUCAAUUAGGAAGCCAAUGAGUGAUGAUCGAUUUUUGAAACAAACUUUGACUGCCCUUCGCUCUGCUGUCAGGCGUAGUUUAUAUAGAAUUGUUGCCCAUUUUAAGAAUUACAUUGAUGAUCUUGCAUUACCUCCAAUGACUGUGGAUCAGUUACAACCAUUUUUCACUUACAGAGAAUAGAUUGAAUGUGUUUAGUUUGAAAAGUGAACAUACAUUUCAUUAGACUGUCAAGUUUAAUGAUCGAGGUUUUUGUGUUGUACUAUAUUUCUUUAAUAUUUAUUUGAAUUUUCAUCCACAAGGGCUUGUGCUUUGAGAAUGUUCAUUUAUAAUUUUUUACUAAUUCUUGUACUGUAUAAGAUACAUCAAGAUGAUGAUUUGUUACUAAUUUUGUAUUUCUUUUGGACAACAAAUUUUUGUUGUACUGUUGUAUUCAACUAAUCGUUUAAGAGAAAAAUGUAAUUUUGCAAUGUACUUUUUGUAAAUUUUGAUAAUAAAGUAAUAUUUUUCAAGAUA
Nasonia vitripennis (jewel wasp) is the source of this 2267-nucleotide messenger RNA. It is a transcript of the gene Ndc1, whose product is annotated as nucleoporin Ndc1. Lineage: Eukaryota; Metazoa; Arthropoda; Insecta; Hymenoptera; Pteromalidae. Gene Ontology annotation, cellular component: nuclear pore transmembrane ring. Gene Ontology annotation, biological process: nuclear pore organization. Bases 192 to 1934 code for a protein of 580 amino acids. Gene Ontology annotation, molecular function: protein-macromolecule adaptor activity. The transcript is spliced from 2 exons. The record is from RefSeq and is a predicted model, not a curated record.